AACAACAACAUAGCUGCACAGCUAGCUGCGCCUUGUUAUUGUUUCUAUUGAGCUGAAGCUGUAGCUCGUGAUGCUUUGUGGUGAUAUUUGACUUGAGGAAGCGACGGUGUCUCCAUCCACGUUAAACGUUACCGUUUGUCUGAAAUAAAGGCCGUGUCGGUUAAAGGUGGUGUUCAAGGCCUGUGACAGGAACAGUUAAAGAAAACCAGGUAACUUCUUAGAGAGGAAAGGGUCACCUGACCUAAAGGGUCCAUUAAACAACCGCUUCACCUUCCAUACGAGAGAGUGUGUCCUUAGAAUGAGAGGUUCGUACGGAGACAGAGACCGAGACCGAGGCCGUGACAGAGGCAGCCCUCGCUUCGGGUCCAGCAGAGGCGGCCCAACACCGGGUAAAAAGUUUGGGAACCCCGGGGACCGUUUACGGAAGAAGAGAUGGGACCUGGACGAGCUUCCUAAAUUUGAGAAGAACUUUUACAGUGAACAUGCAGAAGUGCAGCGAAUGAGCCAGUAUGAUGUUGAGGAGUUUUGCAGGAAGAAAGAAAUCACUGUUCGAGGUACAGGCUGCCCAAAGCCUGUCACCAACUUCCAUCAGGCACAGUUUCCCCAAUAUGUAUUGGAUGUACUCAUGCAGCAGAAUUUCAAGGAGCCCACAGCCAUUCAGGCACAAGGCUUCCCUCUGGCCCUCAGCGGGAGAGACAUGGUGGGCAUUGCUCAGACUGGCUCUGGGAAGACCUUAUCGUACCUCCUGCCUGCCAUUGUGCACAUCAAUCAUCAGCCCUACUUGGAGCGUGGAGAUGGGCCCAUUUGCUUGGUCCUGGCCCCCACAAGAGAACUGGCGCAGCAGGUCCAGCAGGUGGCAUUCGAUUAUGGAAAGUCCUCCCGCAUCAAAAGCACUUGUGUGUAUGGGGGUGCUCCCAAGGGACCUCAAAUAAGAGACCUGGAGAGAGGUGUUGAGAUCUGCAUUGCCACACCAGGUCGUCUGAUUGACUUUCUUGAGGCUGGAAAGACAAACCUGCGACACUGCACUUUCUUGGUUCUGGAUGAAGCUGACCGCAUGCUGGAUAUGGGUUUUGAACCACAGAUUCGCAAGAUUGUGGACCAGAUCAGGCCCGACAGACAGACCCUGAUGUGGAGCGCUACGUGGCCUAAAGAUGUCCGCCAGCUGGCAGAGGACUUCCUGAAAGACUAUGUCCAAAUCAAUGUCGGAGCACUGGAGCUCAGCGCCAACCACAACAUCCUUCAGAUAGUUGAUGUCUGUAUCGAGAGUGAGAAGGACAACAAGUUGAUCCAGCUGAUGGAGGAGAUCAUGGCUGAGAAAGAGAACAAGACCAUCAUCUUCGUGGAGACCAAGAAACGAUGUGACGAUCUCACACGCAGGAUGAGACGUGAUGGGUGGCCAGCGAUGUGUAUUCAUGGCGACAAGAGCCAGCCAGAGAGAGACUGGGUGUUAUCUGAGUUCCGUAGCGGCAAAGCUCCUAUCCUCAUUGCUACUGACGUGGCCUCGCGUGGUUUGGAUGUGGAGGAUGUCAAGUUUGUCAUCAACUAUGACUAUCCCAACUCAUCGGAGGAUUACAUCCAUCGCAUUGGCCGCACAGCCCGCAGCACCAACAAAGGCACCGCCUACACCUUCUUCACCCCGGGGAACCUCCGCCAGGCCCGCGAGCUGAUCCGGGUGCUGGAAGAGGCCCGACAGGCCAUCAAUCCCAAACUGCUGCAGCUGGUCGAUACUGGACGUGGAGGAGGUGGCCGUCCUCGUUUUCGCGGUGGCUCCAAUUCAAACAAUCCCAACCUGAUGUACCAGGACGAGUGUGACAGGCGAAUGCGUUCUGUGGGUGGGAGCGGCAGCGCCAAGGAGAGCCGCGGCAGCAACAACAGCAGCAGCAGCAGCAGCAGCAGCAGCUAUGGCCGUGACAGUCGAGAUGGCCACAGAGGAAGCAGCCGUGACGGGGAACGCUCCUCCUCCUCAUCUUCCUCCUCCUACAGAGAUCGCAGCAGCAGGGACGGAGGGCGCAGCUAUAGCUCCAGCACCAACUCAUACCAGAACAACAACAACGGCAGCAGCAGCAGCUCCAGGAGCAGCUCUGGGUCGGGGAGUGUUGGAGUGGGGCAGGCCCCGCCCUCUUCAUCGGGCCCCCAGCCUCUAAUGGCCAAGCAGUUCAACCCUCCCCAGCCCAUGCUUGGGCUGAUGGGGCACUCCCCAUUCCAGUUUGCUCCUCCACUGCCACCCCCUCCGUCAGGCAGAAAGUAAAGUAAUCCGUGAGUCAGUCACACAUACUACACCCAGUCCCAAUCUGUGACCAAAACAUUUGGUUUUGCAGGGGUUUAACCCUCAGCAGUUGACCACUGCAACAUCAACAUUACAAUUAUGAGCUUGUUUGGGUUGCAACACGAGUGCACUGUGCUUUUGAAAUUCUUUAACAUCAAGACAUAAAUUAUUUAGACUAGUUUCCAGUUUGUUUAAGUGGUCAACAAGUUUUUGUUUUAAACUUUUGCUUUUGUGUGAAAUUAAUCAAAAUUCAUUAUUUAGUUUGACAGAAGCUUGUCUGUGUCAAAUAACUAAGUUUGUGUUGUGAACUGAUACAUAGGAUUUGUGGAGUAAUCAGAUUUUCCCCUUUAGGCGUAUGAGGUAGGUACAUUUUUUUGUAUAAAGGCUAGUUUCUGUUUUAGGCUAAAUAUCUUUAUUUUUGUGUUUUGAAAGUUUGUAAGCCGCAAGAUCAGUUUGAAUAGAUUUAACGAUAACCAUGGAGAUCCUCAUUUUGCUUGAGCACCAUUAUGGUUAAAAACAGAAUCCAUGAAGGGAUUUCUCUCUCCUUUUGAUUUUGAUAUUUUCAUAGUAUAAAUAUUAAUUUUGACCCGAUUGAGGGAACUAUGCAGGGACUUUGUGCAGCCAUGGCAGCAGUGAAAGUCACAUGCAUAUAAAUUAGCUUUUCUUUCACAUGUCAAGGUUUGUGUUUACUGGCAAUCCACCAUAGAUGACCGUAUUCAGUUAAUAACCAAUGUGGGAAACUCUUUGCAGCAGUGAUGAUUGAAGUUUUCUUAGCAAAUACCAAGUUCAUUUAACAGUUUAAUAAAGCU
Anoplopoma fimbria (sablefish) is the source of this 3075-nucleotide messenger RNA. RefSeq names its product probable ATP-dependent RNA helicase DDX17. The coding region runs from base 299 to 2248 and encodes 649 amino acids. Gene Ontology annotation, biological process: alternative mRNA splicing, via spliceosome. Lineage: Eukaryota; Metazoa; Chordata; Actinopteri; Perciformes; Anoplopomatidae. The record is from RefSeq and is a predicted model, not a curated record. Gene Ontology annotation, cellular component: cytoplasm; nucleus; ribonucleoprotein complex. The transcript has 13 exons. Gene Ontology annotation, molecular function: RNA binding; RNA helicase activity; ATP binding.